Molecule: messenger RNA, 441 nt
Organism: Nicotiana tabacum (common tobacco)
Lineage: Eukaryota; Viridiplantae; Streptophyta; Magnoliopsida; Solanales; Solanaceae
Source: RefSeq, a predicted model, not a curated record
GUUUUUGGCCCAAAAGCACAACAGAGAUCGAUAUAUGAUCAAGCCAUUUCGCCCAUUAUUAAGGAAGUUCUUGACGGAUUUAAUUGCACUGUAUUUGCAUAUGGGCAAACUGGUACAGGUAAAACAUACACAAUGGAAGGAGGAAUGAGGAAUAAGGCUGGUGAAUUACCAGCUGAAGCAGGUAUUAUUCCAAGGGCAGUUCGCCAAAUUUUCGAUACGCUUGAAGGUCAAAAUGCAGAUUAUAGCAUGAAAGUGACUUUUUGGGAACUAUACAAUGAAGAAAUCACUGACUUGCUAGCUUCAGAAGAGCCCUCAAAGUCUUCAGAAGAGAGACAAAAGAAGCUUGUAUCUCUCAUGGAGGAUGGAAAAGGUUGUGUUGUAGUGAGGGGUCUUGAGGAAGAAGCUGUGUACAGUGCAAACGACAUUUAUAACCUCCUGGAG